AUGAUUUUCAACGCCUGUCGGGAAAUGUAUUUGCGGCUUUACCAAAAAGAGUGUAUUGGCGGAAACUCUCUUUUAGCGUUAAACACUUCGCUGGACCUCGCCAAUGACUUCGCCCUCGGCAGAGUCCGCCAAAACCCCAUAAGGGCCUGGGCCAACGUCCUCAAGGACAAGGACCACAAGGAGCACAAGCUCAAGUUCAAGCGACAGGCAAGCGGCUCGCUGGCUGGCUAG
Molecule: messenger RNA, 231 nt
Organism: Eimeria tenella
Lineage: Eukaryota; Apicomplexa; Conoidasida; Eucoccidiorida; Eimeriidae
Product: Sodium/hydrogen exchanger 1, related
Exons: 1
Coding region: 1-231 (76 amino acids)
Source: RefSeq, a predicted model, not a curated record